Molecule: messenger RNA, 648 nt
Organism: Fusarium proliferatum ET1
Lineage: Eukaryota; Fungi; Ascomycota; Sordariomycetes; Hypocreales; Nectriaceae
Exons: 1
Coding region: 1-648 (215 amino acids)
Source: RefSeq, a predicted model, not a curated record
AUGGGUUGCGGUCCAAGUUCUCCCUCUAAAAGCGAAGGCGGAAAGAAGCCUUCCCAUACAAACUUCGAAAUGCACAACCUGAACCCUCUAAGCUACACACCUGACUCAGCAGAGAGCCAGAUUCGCAGCUAUGUUGUCACCAAGGUCCACUUCGUGGCGCAUUCUGUCUUGCGCAACGGAGGAAAUCAUUGGGAUAUCUUCCUGCAGUGUGGCCCUGACCUCUCUGUCAGGCUGGAGAUAGUGCCUGGUGCAUAUCCAGGCCGCGAGGGUUACCUAGCUCGCCUUGACAUUAUCCGUCACCCUUACGGGAUGACACGUGUCUCGCACAAAACUGUUAGCAUCUCACCGCAGGCUCCUGGUCUUACGGUAGGCGAGUUCCUAGAUGCCAUUGUACGGGCAGAUAACCACCGUUAUGAGUUCACCAAGGACGGCAGGGGUUGUGGCGGCUGGGUUCGAGAUCAAUUUUACCUUUUUGUCCAAUGUGGCUUGAUUCCUACUGGGUGGGAAGCGCGGAUAGAGGCCGCGAUGACGGUUUUUUGGAACGAGAAUCGGUCUCAGGGAGCUUGGCCGUUGACCUAUGGCACUUAUUUGAGAACAAGAAAUACUGGUCGCAAGGGAAAAGGAAAGCAGAAGAGGGGCAAGAAAUAG